Messenger RNA from Diaporthe citri, 1191 nucleotides. RefSeq lists its product as uncharacterized. The coding region runs from base 1 to 1191 and encodes 396 amino acids. The transcript has a single exon. NCBI's taxonomy places the organism in Eukaryota, Fungi, Ascomycota, Sordariomycetes, Diaporthales, Diaporthaceae. The record is from RefSeq and is a predicted model, not a curated record.
AUGUAUUUCACCAAGUCUUACGCUGCCGCUGCCGUCUUCGGCUUGGCUACCAUUACGGAAGCCCACAUUUUGAUGGCUAGCCCGGUCCGCGCCACUACGCCUGCUGUGACCAACGGCCCCUUGUUGGCCGAUGGCAGCAACUACCCUUGCCAGCUGACCUCUGGGCAAACACUUGCUGGGGAAUCAACAUCCAUGGAGCUGGGUUCAGAUCAGCCCCUGAACUUCAUUGGGGAGUCUGUUCACGGAGGUGGUUCUUGCCAAGUCUCCAUCACCUAUGACGAGAAUCCGACUGCGGACAGCGUCUGGAAGACAGUCACGUCUAUCGAAGGAGGGUGUCCCGCUCAGAACGCCGAAGGCAAUCUCGGUGACGACACAUCGGCUACCAAGCCAAUUCCUUACGACUACAACUUCACCAUACCCGACAACAUCCCCACAGGCAAGGCUGUGGUUGCAUGGACAUGGUUCAACAAGGUUGGAAACCGCGAGAUGUACAUGAACUGCGCCUUGGUUGAGCUUACGGGCACUUCCGGCGACAAGAGCAACUUCGAAGCGCUUCCGGACAUGUUCAAGGCCAACAUUGACAGCGGUGGCUGCUCGACCCCAGCGGAUACUGAUCUUGUCUUCCCCGACCCUGGCGAGAACCUGCACAAGCUGAACGGCGCAACAACAGCGUGGGGCAGCCCAGUGGGAUCUUGUGCUACUGGCAGCUCUAGCCAGCCAACUGGAGGCUCCGGCGCUGGGACUGGCGCCAGUGUUACCGGUGCUGCAGGAAGUGCCCCCACUUCUUCGGCUGCUGCCAGCGAGGCGUCUCCUCCUGCUGGCGGCAUCUUUGCUACCGUUUCAACCGGUGCAGGCGCGACCAGCGCCCCCGCCGCUCCAGCCCCUACAGGCUCUGGCUCAACUGGAUCAGGUUCCUCUGGCUCUUCAGGCUCAUCCGGCCCUGGAUCUUCCAGCAGCAGCGGCUCGGCAUCUGCUGGAUCUGCCUGCACGACUGAGGGAGACUACCAGUGUGUGAGCUCGACCUCUUACCAGGUCUGCGCUUCAGGCACUUGGUCGGCCGUCAUGCCUGUCGCAGCUGGCACAUCUUGCAGUGGCACGGGAGCCAACUUCGAGAUUGUUGCCGCCGCCAGCAAGUUCAAGAUGACCCGUGCGCUCCGUCGUGCUAAGCGUGGUCUUCCUUUCUUUGGUUGA